CCUGCGCUUCUCUAGAUGCUCAACACCUGCUCACUGUGGCAAUCUACCAACAGGCUUUACUACCCACCAAUGGUUGUUCAAGUGAAACCACGCACUCGCUACAGCAGCAAAACCAUGGAAGGCAACCAGCAGAAAGUGGAGGCCAACAUUGUGUUACUUGGAGCUGAGAACGUUGGAAAGUCUGCUCUCACCGUGCGCUUUCUAACCAGGCGCUUCAUAGGAGAAUACGGUGACAUAGAAUCAAUAUACAGCCACACUGACAAGAUCGACGGGCGUGAUAUUUGUUUCAACAUAUGGGACUCCCUUUGUCCGCAGAAUGGAGAGGAGUCAGGAUAUAUCAACGACAGACAGCUGCAGUGGGCAGACGGUUAUAUCCUUGUUUACAGCAUCUGUGACCGCGCCAGCUUCAAUGUGGUUCGGCAACAAGUGCAGUGCAUACGACAAGCCAAGCAAAAACUGGCCAGCACAGCUCAGAUCAUCAUUGUGGGGAAUAAGCGAGACCUCCAGCACAGACGUACAGUGUCUAGUGAAGAGGGGCGGCUGCUGGCGCUCUCGACGGACUGUGGGUUUUUUGAGGUCUCCGCUGCAGAGACGUACCACGGUGUGCUGAUGGUGUUUCACGAACUGUUUGAGCUCAUCCGAGAGGCCAGGGCUCUCAAAAAGGGCCCCGCAGGGUUCAAAGGAAUCGUGAGGAGCAUGUCGGCAGUAUUCGGAAGAAAGCGGACUGAAUAGUUUCCCCUCAAAGCGGUGGAAGAAUCCGGGUUAAACCCUUUUAUGGAAUCCAUAUUGGAGCAAAGACUGACUAUUAAUCUAAACUGGAUUUUUGCAAAUUGACCGUCUUCUAGGGUUGUUCACGAAGUUCUGUCUGUACUGUUUUUAUUUCCUGAACCGACAUCUUUGGCCAUUGCAUUGCUGUUUUUUGGCAUCUCACACCAGGAGCAUCACUAAGUCGCCUGUCAAAAGUAGUUCAUCUUUAUCUCCCAGAUCCAUUUUCCUUCUGUUUUGGAGUGCAGAAACAUGUUCUGUGUGAAUGUUCUAAGAAUGUUCAAAUUAGAUCUAACUAUACAACCACAUCUUAUUGCUCACUGUUUCUCAAUAUAUUAAACUGUCAAUUCUUUCUUUGUACUACAAUCAGUUUUACUGUAGCUAAUAAGUGCAAUUGAUGGCUCAAUCCUUCUUGGUCCCUAUGCAAUUAAAUGAGAUCGAUUUGUAAAAUGUGGCCUCUAGCAUGUGAUCUAUGAAUAUAGUAAUGUAGCAUUUUUGUUUAAAAAUGUUCAUAUUUACAUUUUCCUGCACGAAGUUGCCCAUGCAUUAGGGUCCUAUAAAGUGCUGUAGUCAUAAAAGUGGUGUGGUUGAAUGUUGCAUUUCAACAUGAUGCCAAGUUUUGCCUCUGAAGUCCUGUUUCAUUUGAUGCAUUGGUGAUACAAACUGUCAAACAUAGAUUGGUGUGUGUGUAUAUAUUGCAGAUGUAAAAACAUAUGCUUAUAUUGUUUUAUAAUAAACCAUGAGAAAAAUGUAAA
This is a messenger RNA of Carassius gibelio (silver crucian carp), 1520 nucleotides long. RefSeq names its product ras-related and estrogen-regulated growth inhibitor-like protein. The transcript is spliced from 4 exons. The record is from RefSeq and is a predicted model, not a curated record. The coding region runs from base 16 to 732 and encodes 238 amino acids. Lineage: Eukaryota; Metazoa; Chordata; Actinopteri; Cypriniformes; Cyprinidae. Gene Ontology annotation, molecular function: GTP binding; GTPase activity.